AUGCUAAAAGGUGCCAUUCGGGGUGUCCGAAUUGAAUGGGUUUCUGCCGAAGACGGUUCCCACAUUCUCAGUGUUGGAAUUGGCGCCAAAAUCUAUAUGUACACCCAGGUCUCUAUGGAUUCUGCUCAAAGAAAUGUAACAUUUGUGAAAGAGAGUGAAAGCGCCCUUAGGCGACCUUCCCUCCAAAACACUUCGCCUUUUGUUGCAUACUCACAUUCACAUAAUCACCUUGCUCGUUGGGUGUGCGCUCGAGUCCUCGAACUGCAUUCUGCUGAUGGCCUGCCUCCUUUACCUACGACGCUCGGUUGGGUUCGAGACGGUUUGUUCAUUGUGGGGAUGCCAAGUGAAAUGCGCGUGUACGACCAGUGGAGUAUGCAGCGAACGAGUGACGACAACAACACGUUUGUGAUUUAUUUUAUUUGUUUUCCAUAA
Molecule: messenger RNA, 432 nt
Organism: Cooperia oncophora
Lineage: Eukaryota; Metazoa; Nematoda; Chromadorea; Rhabditida; Trichostrongylidae
Source: the annotation of a GenBank genome assembly